AUGGCUGAUAGAUAUUCGUUUUCAUUAACUACAUUUUCACCAAGCGGUAAGCUUGGACAGAUCGAUUAUGCAUUAGCAGCUGUGAAACAGGGGGUUACCUCUCUAGGUAUUAAAGCUACGAAUGGGGUGGUUAUUGCAACCGAGAAGAAGGCCAAUUCAACUUUGACCUUAACAGAUACAUUAGAUAAAAUUUCUAAAAUUACCCCAGACAUCGGUGCCGUUUAUUCAGGCAUGGGCCCGGAUUUCAGAGUGUUGAUUAAUAAGUCGAGAAAGACAGCAUAUGGGAGUUAUAUGAAAACGUACGGGGAAUAUCCACCAACUAAGAUACUUGUUUCUCAGAUUGCAAAAAUUAUGCAGGAGGCGACUCAAUCUGGUGGUGUGAGACCCUUUGGUGUUUCACUGUUAGUCGCAGGUUAUGACAAUCAUAAUGAAUUUGGGCUAUACCAAGUGGAUCCCUCUGGAUCUUAUUUCCCAUGGAAGGCGACAGCUAUUGGUAAAGGUGCUACUGCUGCUAAGACUUUCUUGGAGAAGAGAUGGAACAACGAACUAGAACUUGAAGACGCUAUUCAUAUUGCCUUAUUAACCCUAAAGGAGUCUGUAGAAGGAGAAUUUAACGGGGAAACAAUAGAGGUAGCAGUUAUAGGUGAAGAAAACGACGACCUUUUAGGUUACAAAGGUGAUGCAACGGCUAGAGGGCCAAGGUUUAGAAAAUUCACACCACAAGAAAUCAACGAUAGGUUAGACGCUUUGUAA
Messenger RNA from Eremothecium cymbalariae DBVPG#7215, 753 nucleotides. It is a transcript of the gene PRE8, whose product is annotated as proteasome core particle subunit alpha 2. The record is from RefSeq and is a predicted model, not a curated record. NCBI's taxonomy places the organism in Eukaryota, Fungi, Ascomycota, Saccharomycetes, Saccharomycetales, Saccharomycetaceae. The transcript has 2 exons. Gene Ontology annotation, biological process: ubiquitin-dependent protein catabolic process. The coding region runs from base 1 to 753 and encodes 250 amino acids. Gene Ontology annotation, cellular component: proteasome core complex, alpha-subunit complex; proteasome core complex.